UCGUAGAUGUCGUUGUAUAUUUGGCGUUACGAGGUAACCGCGUGGGCUCUUUCGAUAUCUUCUGGAACCAGUCGUAUGGUCGUGGGUUGUUGUCGAUUGUUGUAGGUCGGUCCUCUUUCUUUUGAUUUUAAUGUGCGAUCAGUGUUCGUCGGAUAAAUUAUGUUGUUGUGUAUUAAACUGAAGAUUUAAAAAAAAAAACUAUUAUUUAAUUGUGUUUGUCGUAGUGCUUUAUUUUAUUUUUUUAAUGUAAACUUGUUGCUUAUGGUUGGCUCAAAUAUAUCUUAAUUGCCGUAAACAAUUAAACUCUAUUGAAAUUUAUGGUCCUUUGUUCUUUAGCAAGGUUACUUAGUGUUAAAAAAAUUAUAAUUCAAAUUUAAAAAAUACUAUAGUUAAACAAGCAUUUAGUUGUGAGUUUUUAAUUUAAAACAUUAUUUUAAGCUAACUGGUCUGGAUGUGUCCAUUUGGACGAUAGAAUUUUAAUAGCUUUAACAUGACUGGAAUGACACCUUACGGUUUAUGGGGCCAUCCGCCCUUACCACCCGGCAAACGAGUGCUGAACCGUUCGAUUUCGGAAGACAGGAAGCCAGCUUUUGGAGGGUUCAUGAGAAGGUUCUCGUCUGUGCGACGCAACGGAAACAACAAAAAAGAUAACAUGGCAGAUACAACGUACGAGAGUUUCGACAGUCUUUUUGAUGAUAACGAUAUUAUACUGGUCGGAACAGAAUUCCUGGACGAACGGCCAAAGCCAUCGCCAUCCCACGCAAACUGUAACAGACGGCCGUUAUCUUCACUAUUCCGAAGUCGAUCAGACGGAAAUCUUGCUCGACGUAAAUGUAUUGUUGCGUCCGGUGCUGGAACAGAAACAAAGCUCGGUCUGUCGAAAUACUUCAAAGCGCUUAGCGGUAGUUGGAAAAAUUUGUUAAACAUAAGCAACAUGAAUAAAACUCCCAAAAAUAGUCCACAAGUCAAAAAAGUCGCACCUCCCGCUAUUCCAGAUUUAGCAGCAUGUAGACAUUCUGGUAGUAGUUUUGGAUCAACUGGGUAUAGCAGUUCCAAUGAUGAUGCGUUUAUAGAAUCCAGUUCAGGAAUCAAACCAGAUAUUUAUGAUACUACAGAAUCAUAUUACCCAAUUGGAAAUAAAUCUCCAUCAAUUCAAUAUAAUCAUACAAACUUUACUUUCCCUGGAUCUUCUUUUUAUUCACACCCAAUUGGAAACAUGAAAACAUAUUAUCAUCAAUUGUCACUACAAGAAGACCAAGGAAUUGAUAUGACUCAAAGUCCUGGUCGUGAUAGCCCAGGCUCAUCGGGUUCUGGUUCAGGAUCUCGAUACUCAACUGCUAGCUUAGAUAGUGGUCGUGCAUCUGGUUGUAAUCUUAAAGGAAACUCAUAUUGGUCUCAUGAACUUAACCCAUCUACUAGAGUAGAGCGACUCCUUCAUCAAGGAGUACCCGAAAAAGAUAUAUUAUACAGUUGGCUAGUUGAUUUACACUUAGAAGAAUAUUUACAGUUGUUCUUAAAUGCUGGUUAUGAUAUGAGAACUAUCUCAAAAAUGACACCGGAGGAUUUGACUGCUAUUGGAGUAAAAAAACCAAAUCAUAGAAAAAAAUUGAAAGCUGAAAUAGGUUUACUUAAUAUAUCAGAUGGACUUCCUGAUCAUAUACCCGGGUCAUUAAAUGAAUGGCUGAAAUUACUACGACUUGAAGAAUAUGCAUCAGCUUUAAAAGCCCAAGGAUAUUCUUCUAUUGAUGAUGUUACCCAAUUAACAUGGGAAGAUUUAGAAGAUAUUGGAAUUGUUAAAUUGGGUCAUCAAAAAAGAUUAUUAUUGGCUAUUAAGAGAGUUAAGGAUAUCAAAGCUGGAAAAUUAUUUUCACUCCAUUCACCUUAUCUAGUUCAAACACAAGCUUGCAUCGAAUCUCCAUUAAGUGUAGUAAGCAGCAGCUCUGGAUGUGGAACAAGCAUUACCAACAGUAGCUGUGGUACAGAAAGUGUUGAAUUUGAUUUUCCGCGUGUGCACGCUACAUACCACAGCUUUCAUCAACCUUGGGAGUUAGAGAGUAGCAAACAGCUCUAUUGUCAAACUGAUAUUGUUCCUAUUAAGCCCCUCAGACCUACUCCGGAUUCGAAUAGGAUACUCGAAUUUCAGGAACCGGUCAGAGGAACACAUCGUGGAAAAUCAUUAGAAAGUUUACAUGAAAAUAAUAAUGCUACUAUUGUUGGUGGAACUAGUAGUUUUGUUGGUGUUUCCCAGUGGAAAAGUCAGCAAAAAAGUUUUGAAGAUGGAGAUAUUACACCAACAAAUGAAACUUCUAUACUUCAUGAAAGUGGAAGAGGAGGUACCUUACCACGACCAAGAGGAUUAGUGAAACCUAGAUUGGUUGCUAGAAUUCCAGCUUUAUUCACCCAAACAAACACUGAUGAAUAUCCAAGUGCAGGAACAUUAAAAAGAAGGCCCCCAUCACCACCAAAACGACAACUCUCUAUUGAAAGCACUGAUGACCAAAUAAUUUCUGUUGAUCCUGAUAAACAUAUUCCUUUAACAUUCCAACUAAAAUGCUCUAAUAAAUGGAAUAAUGAAGUAUUAUCACCUAAACUCAGCACUGAUGACAAUGCUGGAUCAAAUGCUAGCUUUAAGUCCACUUCAAGUGCAGAAUCUGAUUCUAUUCCAUUUGCAAAUGAAAAUGCAGGGACAAUCAAACCAAGAACUCUAAGAUCAACAAAUGAACUCAUUCAACCAUUGCUCUCGGAAGGAUCUCAUCCCUUAUUGUCUUCUACAAAUAACCCUUUACAUUCUACAAACAGUAAUUAUUCUCUUUUGCCAUUAAGUGGUAAAAAAGAGCCAGCCGAUGUUUUGAAUGAUAUUGGCAAUAUGUUAGCUAAUUUGACUGAUGAAUUGGAUGCCAUGUUAGAAGAAGAAAAGAGACAAGGUCUUAAUGACUGAAGAAAUUUCUAAGCUUUCCAAAUAAUAUGUAGGAUGUUGAGUCUAGUUACCCUAAUAUUACCCACAUAAUAGUUUCAAAUCUGUAAAAAAUAUAAAAUUUAUUUUUGCAUUUUAAAUAUUUAUGUUCCUAUAGUUAAUAUUUGACUUUUUAUGUUAGAAAUCCUUGUUUAAAAUUUUUUCCCAAUCAAUCAUAUUUAAGACACAUACUCAAUGUAGUGCUUUAUUUUUUGACAUUACUAAGUAAAUAAUUUAUAUCAUGUGAUUUAUAUAACUACAUGCUUUAUAAUAAGAAAACAAAAUAAUAGACUUCGUAACUAUACGUAAAAACCAAAAUAAUUGAAUG
Daktulosphaira vitifoliae (grape phylloxera) is the source of this 3281-nucleotide messenger RNA. RefSeq lists its product as uncharacterized. Gene Ontology annotation, molecular function: signaling adaptor activity; protein phosphatase binding. Gene Ontology annotation, cellular component: axon; focal adhesion. The coding region runs from base 491 to 2938 and encodes 815 amino acids. Lineage: Eukaryota; Metazoa; Arthropoda; Insecta; Hemiptera; Phylloxeridae. The transcript is spliced from 15 exons. Gene Ontology annotation, biological process: cell surface receptor protein tyrosine phosphatase signaling pathway; axonogenesis. The record is from RefSeq and is a predicted model, not a curated record.